AUGUCGCCUGAUUUUCUCCACAUUUUCUUGACUGGAUUCCGGAUUAGAGGAGGUCGAAUUAGAAGCAUUUUCCUGCUCCUCAGCAUGGGUCUGACUUUUUAUGGCACGGCGACAGUAUGGUUGAGAGAAAGGGCACGCAUCUGUAACGAAUCCAGGACAUAUUACACUGAAACCUACUAUGUACCUGAGGAAGUCUUGGAUUCCAUUAAGUUUUACAGAGCAGAGAACAGGUUUGGUGUGAACUUGGACGUCGGCAGGCAAAAAGUGUGUAAGAGCUAUGCUGAGCUGAUGUGUGAGCUGAACGCUCGUGUCCCACUCGGUACUGUGAGGGCUGGAGACGGGCCUUUCUCAGGGGGGCAGUGGGAUCACUGGCUGCCCAAAUGGAGCCUUCAGGACACAGUGGGUCAUCUGAGAACCUGUGCCGUGGUUAUGUCGUCAGGUGCUCUGAGGAAUUCCUCACUGGCCGCUGAAAUCGAUUCCCAUGAAGCUGUCCUUCGAUUUAACAUGGCACCAACAGAAGGUUACAGUGCCGAUGUGGGGACAAAGACCACUCUGCGCAUCAUCAACUCUAAGGUUGUGACAUCAGAUGAAGCAGAGUUUCUGAAAGACCCUCUUUAUAACACUGGUGUGCUCAUUAUGUGGGACCCAGCUCCUUACUCUGCAGAUCUGUACUCAUGGUACAAGAAGCCUGACUAUGACUUCCACCAGCGAUACUGGGAUUACCGGAGACUCCACCCAAACCAGCCCUUCUACAUUUUAAGCCCCUCCAUGCAGUGGAAACUCUGGGAUGUGAUACAGCGAGACUCACCAGUGGACAUCCAACCAAACCCACCUUCCUCUGGCAUGCUCGGCAUUAUUGUGAUGAUGAACCUGUGUGAGCGGGUGGACGUAUAUGAGUUUCUGCCGUCCUAUCGGAGAACAGAUCUAUGCCACUAUUAUGAGGAGGGACAUAACUGGCAGUGCACUGUGGGACACUACCAUCCUCUGACAUUUGAGAAGAACAUUGUUCAUCGGUUAAACCAGGGUGAGGAUCAGGAUAUCCAGAAACUUGGAAAAGUGACCUUGUAUGGAUUUUCUACACCAUGUUUAUAUUAG
Chanos chanos (milkfish) is the source of this 1095-nucleotide messenger RNA. Its product is annotated as beta-galactoside alpha-2,6-sialyltransferase 1-like. Gene Ontology annotation, molecular function: beta-galactoside alpha-2,6-sialyltransferase activity. The record is from RefSeq and is a predicted model, not a curated record. Gene Ontology annotation, cellular component: Golgi apparatus. The coding region runs from base 1 to 1095 and encodes 364 amino acids. NCBI's taxonomy places the organism in Eukaryota, Metazoa, Chordata, Actinopteri, Gonorynchiformes, Chanidae. The transcript is spliced from 5 exons. Gene Ontology annotation, biological process: sialylation.